This is a messenger RNA of Ctenopharyngodon idella (grass carp), 6078 nucleotides long. RefSeq names its product oocyte zinc finger protein XlCOF6-like. Gene Ontology annotation, molecular function: DNA-binding transcription activator activity, RNA polymerase II-specific; RNA polymerase II cis-regulatory region sequence-specific DNA binding. The transcript is spliced from 2 exons. Gene Ontology annotation, cellular component: nucleus. The record is from RefSeq and is a predicted model, not a curated record. Gene Ontology annotation, biological process: regulation of transcription by RNA polymerase II. NCBI's taxonomy places the organism in Eukaryota, Metazoa, Chordata, Actinopteri, Cypriniformes, Xenocyprididae. The coding region runs from base 196 to 2556 and encodes 786 amino acids.
CCUCAGAGGAAGAAGAUUAGCAUGAUCUGUGGCAUUGUGUUGUUGUUAACAAACUGUUAAAAUAUACUUUUAGUAUGUAGAAAGAUACAAUCAGGUCAAUAAAAACAUUCCCAUGCACAUAGACAUGACUAAGUUUUGUAGCAAGCAGGAAUAUCUGGAGGAGUAUCAACUGAACUGAGAUCUGCUGCUGUGAAGAUGGUGUUUGUUAAAGAGGAGAGUGAGGAGGACAUGAGUGAACCAGAACCCUGGAGAAUAAAACAUGAGGAACAAGGAGGCCUGAUGAAAGUGAAAGAGGAAAGGCAAGAUCUAAAUGAAGUGGAGGAGAAACCUCAGCAUCAGAAAGCUCAUGAUGUCACCACUGGAGAAAAACUAUUGAGUUGCUCCAAAACUGAAAACAGUUGCUCACAAAGCAUUCAAGUAACAGAAGUCACAAGACCUUUCAGCUGCUCUCAGUGUGGAAACACUUUCAAACAUAAAGGAAGCCUUAAGAGGCACAUGUUAAUUCAUACUGGAAAAAGGCCUUUCAUCUGCUCGCAGUGUGGAAAGAGUUUUAUACAGAAAGGACACUUUAAUGAGCAUGUGCGAAUUCACACUUCAGAAAAGGCUUUCACCUGCCCUCAGUGUGGAAAGACUUUCACACGCAAAGGAAGCCUGAAGAGGCACAUAUCAAUUCAUACUGGAAAAAAUCCUUUCACCUGCUCUAAGUGUGGAAAGCGUUUUACAUGUAAAGGUAAUCUUAAUUAUCAUUUGGAAACUCACACUGAAGAAAAGGCUUUCACCUGCCCUCAGUGUGGAAAGACUUUCAGGUGCAAAGAAACCCUUGAGAAUCACAAGUUAAUUCAUGCUGGAAUAAAGCCUUUUACCUGCACUCAGUGUGGAAAGACUUUCAGGUGUAAAGAAACCCUUGAGAAUCACAUGUUAAUUCAUGCUGGAAUAAAGCCUUUCAGCUGCUCUCAGUGUGGAAAGAGUUUUACACAUAAAGGAAGCCUUAAGAGUCACAUGUUAAUUCAUUCUGGAACAAGGCCUUUCAGCUGCUCCCAGUGUGGAAACCGUUUCAAACAUAAAGGAAGCCUUAAGGUUCACAUGUUAAUUCAUAUUGGAAAAAGGCCUUUCAUCUGCUCCCAUUGUGGAAAGCGUUUUACACAGAAAGGACAACUUAAUGAGCAUGUGCGAAUUCACGCUUCAGAAAAGCCUUUCACCUGCCCUCAGUGUGGAAAGACUUUCUCACGUAAAAGAAGCUUGAAGAAGCACAUGUCAAUUCAUACUGGAAUAAAGCCUUUCUCCUGCUCUCAGUGUGGAAAGAGUUUUACAUGUAAAGGAAGUCUUGAUUAUCAUUUGAUAACUCACACUAAAGAAAAGGCUUUCAGCUGCUCUCAGUGUGGAAAGACUUUCAGGUGUAAAGAAACCCUUGAAAAUCACAUGUUAAUUCAUGCUGGAAUAAAGCCUUUCAGCUGCUCUCAGUGUGGAAACACGUUCAAACAUAAAGGAAGCCUUAAGACUCACAUGUUAAUUCAUACUGGAACAAGGCCUUUCAUUUGCUCCCAUUGUGGAAAGCGUUUUACACAGAAAGGACAACUUAAUGAGCAUGUGCGAAUUCACACUUCAGAAAAGCCUUUCAGCUGCCCUCAGUGUGGAAAGACUUUCACACGUAAAGGAAGCCUGAAGUUGCACAUGUCAGUUCAUACUGGAAUAAAGCCUUUCACCUGCUCUCAGUGUGGAAAGAGUUUUACAUGUAAAGGAAAUCUUAAUUAUCAUUUGGUAAAUCACACUGAAGAAAAGACUUUCACCUGCCUUCAGUGUGGAAAGACUUUCAGGUGUAAAGAAACCCUUGAGAAUCACAUUUUAAUUCAUGCUGGAAUAAAGCCUUUCACCUGUCCUCAGUGUGGAAACACUUUCAAACAUAAAGGAAGCCUUAAGAGUCACAUGUUAAUUCAUACUGGAAAAAAGCCUUUCAUCUGCUCUCAGUGUGGAAAGUGUUUUACACAUAAAGGACACCUUAAUGAGCAUGAGAUAAUUCAUGCUUCAGAAAAGCCUUUCACUUGCCCUCAGUGUGGAACCAGUUUCACACGUAAAGGAAGCCUGAAGAAGCACAUGUCCAUUCAUACUGGAAUGAAGCCUUUGGUGUGCUCCCAGUGUGGAAAGAGUUUUACACAUGAAGGACACCUUAAUGAUCAUUUGGCAACUCACACUGACGGAAAGUCUUUCACCUGCUCUCAUUGUGGAAAGACUUUCACGUGUAAAGAAACCCUUGAGAAUCACAUGUUAAUUCAUGCUGGAAUAAAGCCUUUCAGCUGCUCUCAGUGUGGAAACACUUUCAAACAUAAAGGAAGUCUUAAGAGACACAUGUUAAUUCACACUGGAACAAGGGCUUUCGCCUGCUCCCAGUGUGGAAAGAGUUUUACACAUAAAGGACACCUUAAUGAGCACGUGCUAAUUCAUGCUUCAGAAAAGCCUUUUACCUGCUCUCAGUGUGGAAACUCUUUCACACGUAAAGGAAGCCUUAAGAAACACAUGUUAAUUCAUACUGGAAUAAGGCCUUUCACCUGCUCUCAAUAGCACAAAGUUCAUCUGCACCACUCUCACUCUGCCGUAAGGCAAUUUAACUGAUCACUGCAGUAAAGCAUUUGCUUUGCCGUCAUUACUGAAGAACCACCAGAAAGUUCAUACAAAUGAGAAACUGUACGCCUGUCCUAUUUGUGGAAGAGAUUUCCAAGGAUUGACUCCCUGAAAAGACACCAGAAAAUAAUACAUGAUAGCUUGAUAAAUUGUGUGCUGUGUGGGAAAAGCUUUAAUACAGAAGAUCUCCCAUGCCAAAGCACCCAUAAGGGAGAGAAACCAUACAAGUGUUGAAAUAUGAAAAAAAAAAAAGACAGUUAAUCAACAGUUACCACUAAAAUAUAAUAAAAUAGAAAAAAUCUCUGGGACUUUCUCUUCUGUUGACAUUCAUUCAAAAAAGCCAACCUGUUCUCAUUUCAAAGGCGAACGAUAAUGAUAAUGAAAACCAUGCCCAAAAUCCCCAUGCCCUUCACGUCAGUAUCGACAGCAACUGUUUCUCAUUGAAAGCCUUAAACUUACCUGCGCGUAUAAAGACGCUUUUUGGGCAAAAGUCUUGAACAAACAUGCAGCAUUUAUGAGAACGGAUUGGAGUGUUAACCGGUUGCACACCGGACGGGAAGAGCCGCGCCUCGGACGUCUCAUAGUAGGCCUAUCGAACACUGGUCCAGUCUUUCUGUACUCGCGUUCUCAAGUUCAAGGUGGCAGUUUAAAACAGUGAAUCAAAUCACCGUACGUACAUAAAGUUCACUUCAAGAAUUAAUUCAAGUGGCGUCAGUAUAAGGAAAAAAACUGCAUAAACAGAGAGAGUGUGAUUAUUGUUUCUCUGCACUAUUUAAGGCACAGAAACAAAUCUGUUGUUAAAAUGCACAACACACAGUCUUGCAGACUAGGGUAAAGUCAGAAUGUACACAUAUCCAUCCCAAAUAGUUGUAUUUUAGAAAUCUGAAUGGCAAACUGUGGUCCGGAAUGAUUUUGAACAGCUGUUGGGUGUAGAUGCGAGUUUGCGGUCAUAGCCUAUUCUAUCUUCUAAUUUUAAAGACGCGGUGCUUCACUUCUCUCAGUUUGCGACCUGUUUAGCUUUGUUUUGCUAAUGUUUGAGUUAAGUUCUCCUUUUAGGGGAAGGGCUCUGAUAGCGAUGGCAUGCAAAAUGGUAGAACAUAAUUUAUGAACCCGCCAAAUUGGCUUGUGAAUUGAUGUGCGUUACCCGCCAAGAUCGAUUUUCACCCGCAUUUGUCUAUGUGUAAGAAAAGUGUAAAAAUAGAAAUUCAAAUAGGGCUGCCCCCUAAUAGACAACUAAGUGUUAGUAGACUAGAAGAGGCUUGAUCGACCAAGAUUUUAUUAAUUAGUUUGCAAAAAAAAUCACAGGAAGUGGUGAAAAUAUUUAGUCGGGGGCAGCCAUACAUGCAAAUGUGAAUUUUCUGUUUACAUGUACACAUUGCUACAUAAUACUUACUGUUGAAAUCUUGAUGUAACUAAGUGCAAAGUGAUGUCAUCAAAAUUGUUGAUACAUAUUGGUGGAAGUUUUGAAUGCUGUCAAUAGAUUGUCGCGAUUAAUCACACACUUACCGUGAAAUUAAGCAUACACCAUUUAUCUUGUUUAACACAUCCAUUUUGCCAUCAUUGCCUAUAUCCAGCAAAGUAAACCAACAGAUUGAAGUGUGAUUCUCACAAAACUGUAUUUUUCAGCUUUUUUCAAGGUAAAUUUAAUGUCUUUCCAAAAAGGACACCAAAUAACCAAAUAUUUUUUCAUAUAAUUCAUACAUUUAUGUACACCAAAGCACCCAUAAAAAAAAUAAAAGCAAAAAAACGUUUCAGAAUUGAGUGUAUAGUAUGUGCAACAGCAAAGAGCUUGUUUGCAUUUUGUUUGCACAUCAAUAUAACAGAUUCACGUGUGCUUCUGUACGUUAUCGCAAUCGUCUUUACUUUGAUUGCAAUCCUUAUCCAUCAAAACUUUCAUAGCAAGAAGCUGAUUUGCUUUAUCCAGCAGAGAAACAUAGUUUUCAUAUCAUCUGGCCAUACAGCGGUGGGAUGGCUCGACGUUCCGUUCAGACAGGAACAGCGUGAUGCGGGAGGGCUCGUGCUCUUCAGAUACAAUGACACAAUAUGACAGAGUUCGUGUUUUAAAGCGAAACAGACACUGGAAUGAAUAAUUCUCUUUGCCAUCUCUGAUAUAAUCAGCAUGGACUUUAAGAUCAUCUAACUGUGUGACAUAAAUUAACUUAUGAUGCAAUUUCACAUGCUUCUGUGUGUAAUAUAUAUAUAUAUAUAUAUAUAACAGUUUGGGGGCUCGUCCGGGAUAUUCCCAAGAAACACGGGACUGACAGGUCAUCCUUCAUCACAGGUAAGUUGUUUGAAGUGAUUUCCUGUGGUGGUAGGAUUGAUUGAUCUCAUCCAGUUAGUCCAGGAAGAUUUGUCUGUAAGGGUACCGUUUAAACGCACAGCUACCUGACAAAUAUUUUUUUGGCUUCAUGCAUAUUACAAUCCUUACAGGGAAUGAUUAAAGGGGCUCUAUGUAGGAAUGACACCCAGUGGUCGAGAUAGGUACUACAGUCCAAAUUCAAAAUAUUGUUUGCCCCGCCCCCUCCUUCAAGACGCAGGUUGCCAGCUUGAGGACACGCAACAAGAGGGAGCGCAAUUGACAAUGAAAGGUGAGGAGACUUACACACUGUAAGCUGAUGAGUUGAUUUAUCUGGCGUUCAUAGAGAUUUUUAGAUAGAUGCAGAGGCUUUUUAGGUCAGGUAGAAUCUGCGAUUCUGUGACCCAGUUUGUUUGCUGGUUUCCAUGGCUGCAAUACGCAGUGUUUUCCGCCAGCUGGCAACCUGCAAUGUUGAAAUACUAUUGGAUAAACUGGCAGCACACAGUUUUGCACAGACCAAAACAAAGAUAGACAUUCUGACACGGAACGCACAUUUCAAAGUAGAAUGUCUGGCUGUAGCAAUGGUUUUCUGAGAAACAAGUAGGUGAACUUAGCAUGUUUCCUAAAUAUCUGCAAACAUAUUGGGGUAUUUUUAUGCUUUAUUAAAGUGAAAAUCUUACAUAUAGCUCCUUUAAGACAAGUCUUGGAAUAGUCUAUAGAUCACAGUAUUAGAUUAUGAUUGUGUUUAGAUUUUGCUUGCUAUUAUUUGAAAAAAACAGCUUUAGCAAUUUCCUUUAAAGUGAAGCACUAAAUCAUAAAUGAUUUAAAGUGGCCAUUGUUAAAUUUCUUAUUUCUUGGGCUUCACUUUUUGACUUUCUUUGUGUCUUGCGAUUUUUCCAUUGUGCACAUCAUGUACCUACCUGGACAAAACAAGAAGUAGUAGUCCUUGGACACACUGACAUUCUCACAGGCAACUAGAAGUUGAAGACACACACAUUUACGCACAUACAUUUCUUAUUUGUUAUUAUAUUUCUUGAAAUGCCACACAUGGUAAGGUUUCUUAAGUUGUGAUUGGAUGAUCAAGCCAUCCUGUUGAUUGUUGUUCAACCUAUGUCUAUAAAUAUGACCCUUCUUCCUGAAUAAAUCUGAGAAUGCUUUGUACCACA